GCACCCCAAAAAGAAGCCCGUGGAGACGUUUGCUGAUCCCAUCCUCCAUCCGCCGGGAAUGGGAAUGGAAGUGGGAUGGGAACGGGGGGCUGUGAAGGCACUGCCAAGCACCCCAUAAAAAAUCCCUGUGGGGGUGGUUUGCUCAUCCUGUCCUCCGGACACCAGGAAUGCGCAUGGGAAUGGGGAUGGGAAUGGGGGGCUGCAGCCCCAGCGCUCCUCGAAGGAGUUUUGGGGGUCAGAGCAGCGGAGCGGGGUUGGGUUCCCUCGGGAGCGGCUCUCGAGCCGCUCGGCCGGAGCGCAGGAAUGAGGAAGAUGAGGGCUUUUCACAACCCUGCUUUAAAAACACAUGGAAAUCCAUCGGGAUGCGGCGUGCUGGGGAUGAUUCACUCCCGCUGCCAGCCCCCUCUUCCGGGCUGCAUCCCGGCCUGGCACCGCCAAAUUCCCCGUGGAUUUCCGCGCUGGGAAGCACCGGAUCCUUCCCGCUGGGCUUUGGGGAGUUCCUUCCCACCAUCCCAAGGCGGGAGCAGCGAGGGCCAUCCACAGGGAGCAUCCCUGCCCCCGGACAGAGCACGAGGAGCUCCACCUCCAUGACCACGGAUGGUUUGAUGGAAAUCAAACCUUUCCUCAGAUAAAACUGGGUUUAGACCUUUGCUCUGAAGGACUCCAAACCUUCACCUGGAAGGAGCCGAUGCGAUGGAGGGAGAGCGACCCCACCUGAGCGCAGACCUGACGACCCCGUACCUGAGGAAGGCUCCCACCCCCCCCGGCCAUGAGGACGCCGACACCGCCGUCAUCGCAGUGGUGAUCACCCUGGUGUUCCUCACCUUGCUGACGGUGCUGGUGGUGAUCGGGAUUUACCUGUACCGGAACCAGGGCUCCUACCGCACCUACGAGCAGCCGGAGCCGGACGUGGCCCCGCGGGCCGAGGAGGCUCCGGCCAAGGAGAAGGAGGAAUAUUUUAUCUAAGGACGCACCUGGGAUUCACCCAGGUCCCGAAAUUCCCUGGAGUUGGGGGUCUACAUAAAUUUUCAGAAGUUAGGAUGCUACCUGAAUUCCCCGGCAUCGGGGAUUUGGGAUCUGCCCAAAUUUCCUGGAGUUGGGGGUCUACCUAAAUAUCCUGGAGCUGAGGAUCUGCCGAAAUUUCUUGGAGGUGGGGGAUUUUCCUAAGAUGGGAAUCUGCCUAAAUUCCCUGGAGUUAGGAUCUGACUAAAUUCUGGAGUUGGGGCUCUGCCUAAAUUCCUUGGAUUUGGGGAUCCACCUAAAUUGGAAACCUGCCUAAAUCCCCUGGGGUUGAGGUUCUGCCUGAAUCUCCUGGAGCUUGUGAUCUACCUAAAUUCCCUGGAGCUGGGGUUCUGCCUAAAGUUGAGGCUGAUUUUGGUUUUUCAUUUCGUUUUUCCCUUAAUUUAUGAAGCCAACCAUGGAAGGAAUAUGUGGGUGCCCGAGGGCAGGAAAAACCCCAAAUAGCCCCCCUGAAAUAACAACCCCAAAAAAGGAAGUUCCCAGCCCAGCAGGAAAAAGGAAAGAAGUGAGGAAACUGCCGGCUGGCAGCAGCCAAAAGGGUUCUCAGAGGCCCGAUAGAAAUUUGUUACUUCAUUUAAAUUUUCAAAAUAAUCUUUAUUUUAUUUUUGGUUUUUAGUAUAAAAACUCCACAAGUUCAGUGCAGCACAGAGAGUCCGAGAGCUGAGCUCGGGAACAGUCAGGGAUGGUCACACACACACACAGGACACGGAUUCAGAUUAAAGUGAAAUACUAAGAUAAAA
Molecule: messenger RNA, 1760 nt
Organism: Corvus hawaiiensis (hawaiian crow)
Lineage: Eukaryota; Metazoa; Chordata; Aves; Passeriformes; Corvidae
Gene: SMAGP
Product: small cell adhesion glycoprotein
Exons: 4
Coding region: 694-966 (90 amino acids)
Source: RefSeq, a predicted model, not a curated record